Molecule: messenger RNA, 4325 nt
Organism: Anas platyrhynchos (mallard)
Lineage: Eukaryota; Metazoa; Chordata; Aves; Anseriformes; Anatidae
Gene: ACP2
Product: acid phosphatase 2, lysosomal
Biological process (GO): lysosome organization; dephosphorylation
Cellular component (GO): lysosome
Molecular function (GO): acid phosphatase activity
Source: RefSeq, a predicted model, not a curated record
GAAGAAGGAGGAAGGGGGGGGCGCGAUGGCGGCUGAGGCGCUGCGCGGCUGCUGGAGGGGGUGCUGGGGGUGGAGAGGAGGCGCCGCGCUGCUGCUGCUCCUGCUGCUGCUGGCGCUGUGCCUGCAGCCCGCCCGGCCCCGCAGCCUCCGCUUCGUGACGCUGGUGUACCGGCACGGGGACCGCUCGCCCAUCAAGGCCUACCCGCGGGACCCCUUCCAGGAGGCCGCCUGGCCGCAGGGCUUCGGGCAGCUCACGCAGGUGGGGAUGCGGCAGCACUGGGAGCUGGGCCAGGCCCUGCGGCGGCGCUACCGAGGCUUCCUGGGCGCCGCGUACCGGCGGCAGGAGAUCUUCAUCCGCAGCACAGAUUACGAUCGGACGUUGAUGAGUGCGGAGGCCAAUCUGGCAGGCCUGUAUCCCCCAGAGAGACAACAGAUGUUCAACCCUAACAUUUCCUGGCAGCCGAUCCCUGUACACACAGUGCCAGAGUCUGGGGAAAGGCUACUGAAGUUCCCAUUGAGCCCCUGCCCACGGUACGAACAACUACAGAAUGAAACACGGCACUCAGCAGAAUACGUAAAUAAGACCAGAGACAAUUUGCAAUUCCUGCAGAUGGUGGCAAAUGAGACUGGGAUUCGGGAUGUCUCUCUGGAGACUGUCUGGAGUGUGUAUGACACACUGUUCUGUGAACAAGCACACAAAAUGGAUUUGCCACCAUGGGUGACGCCAGAUGUCAUGUCUCAGUUGAAGCAACUGAAAGACUUUGGUUUUGAAUUUCUGUUUGGAAUCCACCAUCGGGUAGAAAAAGCUCGUUUGCAAGGCGGGGUCCUGCUGGAUCACAUUAGGAAAAACCUAACCAAAGCAGCAAAUGCCUCUGCCCACCAGCACCUGAAACUUCUUGCCUAUUCAGCGCAUGACACCACACUUGUGGCACUGCAGAUGGCUCUAGAUGUCUACAACAAGAUUCAAGCACCAUACGCCUCAUGUCAUUUAUUUGAGCUGUACCAAGAGGAUGAUGGUGACUUCUCUGUGGAGAUGUUUUUCCGGAAUGAGAGCGGGAAGGAACCUUUCCCACUGACGAUCCCUGGCUGUCAGCACAAAUGUCCCCUGCAUAAAUUCUUGGAACUCACAGAUCCUGUUGUGCCUCAAAACUGGGAGCAAGAAUGUCAGGUAGCAAGCAGCAUGCAAGAGACAGGACUGUUUGUGGGUCUGGCUGUGUGUGGAUCCGUUCUCCUCCUCCUUAUAAUCCUCCUCUUGACUGUACUCCUUCGCGUACAGUCUCAGCCCCCUGGCUACCGGCACGUUUCCAAUGAGGGAGAAGAGCAGGCCUGACAGUUGCUUCACCUGCUUCCCAGGCAGUAGGGGGGAGCAGCGUUGCCCCUAAGGAUGAUCGGGCACCUUCAGUAACUGAACAUUCUUCUGCUUUGGCCAUUGCUUCCCAGAAUGAAGCUGAACUGUGAUUUUUUUGGACAUUUUCUAAAGGUGAUGACCCAGAGAGAGGACUGACCUACCCUAAUGGAAGUGAUGCAUUUUAAUUCUGAGAAACCAGGGUACUGUGUGGUGCCUCCAGCCCUCAUACAGUCAGCCUGGGAUUCUCACCAAGGCCAGUUAGAGCAGCUGCUCCUCAUGAAGAAUUUUCCUCCUUUCAAUGAUUGUAAAUGUUACCACUCACCCUUCCUGUGGCAGGGGGACUUGGGCCUCCAGAAGGUGCCACAUGGAGUACGAUUAAGAAUUACAUCUCUCUUCAGGGUCAUCCUGCUUUGUGUGCUUUUCUCUCACGUCCUUGGACUCAUGGUGGUGAGAGGGCUGGGCUUGGAGCAGAAGGCCCAGCUCCCCCAUGAUGCACAGACACUCAUCUGCUGACCAUGCAGAGGGAGCUGCUGCAGAGAUGGCAGGUGGUGAAAAGCAUUUCUUGAGGCUGCUGCUAAGUAGUGGUUCAUGGUCUCCUUUUCCCCUCAUCAAAGUGUAGUUCAAGAGAGAACUGGCCUGUAAUCAGGACAGGACUGCAAACCUGGCAGUGGUUUCUAGCAUUCAGCUCAAAGUAGGUUAUGUAUGAUCCACAGAGUAAAGAGUUUCGUAAAGGAGAUGAAUUCUUGUAGUCACAGUGCACCCCAUUUCUUGUGCAAUGGUGGCUCUAGAAAGGAGGAAGUCCUUGUAGAUAGGAAACGUUUUCUAUGUUUCUAAAGAUUCUUUCUAAAGAAUUCUAAAGUUUCUUUUCUAAAGAUUCAGUCUUUGAAUUUGCCCUCUGCACUUCAAGUACCUACUACAGGGGAGUAUCCUGUACUGCAGGCAGUCCAGAUUUCAGCUGGAGCCCAAGGAACAUGCCUUACUGGCAGAAAGUUUUUAUGCUAUAAUUAAAGAAACGUAGCAGAGCUGUUUACCUAAGACUAGACUGAAUGCCAACUUCCAAAGUUGUUUUUUUUUUUAUUUUCCCAUCCUCCCUACUGCACAGCCUUACCCAGAAAAAAAUGGAAAACAAACAAACAAAAAAAAUAAUAAGGAUCAGACUUUGCAAGUAAAUAUGGACCCCUUCAUCUGCCACUCUUCAGCAUUUUAUCCAAAAUGUGAUUUUCUCCCAGCAAGCUGGAUGGAAGCCACAAUCCUCUCUCACCUGUCCCCAUGAUACCGAGUUGACGAGACAAACAGUCUCUUCCUUGAUAGAACCAUCGGAUCAGAUUUGAAGUCCUUCAUUAGAUGAUAGGUGAAACCUUACCAUGUUUGGCUGGAUAGCAGGGAGUUUAGAAACUUUGUAUUACUUGGCCAGCUUCAUCUGUACCAAAAUACAGACUUGUAUCUCAAAGUGAGGGCAAGAUGACCCAGGCCUGCAGGAUGUGUCAGCAGAUUAGGUGAGGAAGUCAUGCUGUGCAGGUGUGCUUGGAUGUGUAACCGACUAUGCUCAGUGUGCAGGCCCAAGACGAGAGAACACAAUCAGAGAGAAGGAGAGGGCCUGAGCAUGUACAAGGGCUGGGCUCAACCAAGGGAUACAGUGAGGAAGUGUACUGACGACCACCAGACACCCACGGAGAGACCAUGAGUGGAAACAAAUGUGGAUGUGUCAGAGAACUUUAAAGAGUUUAAUGAGUUAUGGGAAAUAGUAUGACUAUGUUAGUAAUUGGAAACCUAAAGAAUGGUUAUAACUGUAUAUAACCCCUGAAAUGUGAACAAUUUGGAACACACACUAGGUGUUCCUAGUUCCUGAGAAUGCCUGCUCCCUAAAACUCCAAAUUGAGUCUUAGAGAGUUUCUUUGACUGACUUUCAUGCUAUCACCCAAGGACAGGGCCCAGCUCCACACCCCCCUCUGGGGGACACAGGGUUGGAAUCUCCCCAGGCUGAGGCCAGAAACACGGCCGCUGCUGCUCUGCCUCAUCUCUUGUCAUGGCUGUGCCUCAGUGCCACAGCCCAGGCUGCAGAAUGCUGAAAGUUCUGGAAAGUUCCUCUGGAGUCGGGGCUGGAGGGCUGCCCCUGCCCCUCUCAGCUCCUCCCUGCCCUGUCCCUGGGCUCUCCAGGAGCCACGGAGCCGAGCCUUGGUGCGGGUUCCUCCCCAGGGCGCGGGGGGCCGCCCCCUUCCCUCAGCUCGCCUCAGCCCGCGCCCUGCUCUGCCUGGCCGUUAGCAGCCGCCAUGGCAGCAGCAGCGCCUGGGAGCGUUGGGAAGCCGGCUGCAACUGGCUGCAACCCGCUGGAACCCGCUGGAACCGGCUGGAACCAGCUGGAACCAGCUGCAACCAGCACCAGGCUGCCCGGCUGUGUUCUCCAUCUUGUCUCGCUCUGUGCCCAGUGCCCGGGCGUUGUGCUUGUCGCCGCUCAAAGCCUUCGCUUCUUUGGCUUGCCUGUCCUCCUGUGCCCUCGGCAGGACUGAGGCAUUCCCCCUUGGCUUUCACAGCCCUCCUCCUGCCCAACACGCCCAUGCUGGCAAGAGAUUUCCUGAGGUCUUGUCCUGGAAUCCCUCAGAGAUUUCCGUGCCCUUGGGCUCAGCCAUGUCCAGAUCUGGAAACGGGGGGUGCUGGCCUUUGUUCGGCUGUGCCAAAAUGCCAGCCGAGUGCUCCUGGGACUAGUUUGGGUGGUUAUUUUCUGAGUUUGAGGAAGAACGUGAGGGGAAGAAGAGCGGGAAUGGCGGCACCAAGGACUUUGGUUCUUCAGCUGCUUCUCUGUUAAAUGUGGCAGCUCCCAGCAGUGUCUCUGUGUGGAAGAACGAUGGGGGAAUUGACAGACUGCUUUGAGUUCAGAAGCGGACAACUUCUGAUGGAGUGCCACUGCAACAGCCCGGUCUUCAUGAGGGUGGCCAUCUCAGUUUGCUUUAGUUGUUGUAAAUAAAUAUCUGGUUUUACA